Molecule: messenger RNA, 3146 nt
Organism: Vicia villosa (hairy vetch)
Lineage: Eukaryota; Viridiplantae; Streptophyta; Magnoliopsida; Fabales; Fabaceae
Product: potassium channel KAT1-like
Exons: 11
Coding region: 651-3005 (784 amino acids)
Biological process (GO): potassium ion transport; transmembrane transport
Cellular component (GO): membrane
Molecular function (GO): voltage-gated potassium channel activity; protein binding
Source: RefSeq, a predicted model, not a curated record
GUGUGUUACAACCCUUGGAAAAAAAUCCUCAUUGGUCCACAUGUGAUACUUGCUAAUAACCCAUACUAAUUCUGCUAUGGUUGUCUGUCUGGUCUAUCUUUAGAUAUCAUAUCAAAUGUAAACACAAACCAAUAUGUCUCAAACUGAAUCUGUUCCUUCAAAACUAGGGUCCAUUUUUCAUUUUUUUAUAUAUAUAUAAUCUUCUCCUCCAUUUCACUUGAUGGAAUGGAACAACCACCAUUAGAGUAACCUAUAUAGAACAACAAACACUAUUUGCUUCUUCAUUGUAGCUUCUCUUAGACAUACAAAAUUGUCUGCAACUGCAUAUAUCAGAAAAUCUUGUGUCUGCCACUAGCAGAACUUUACCAUAUACCUUUUUUUCUUCGAAGGCUUUAUUUUGUUGAGACAAAGUGGAAGAUUUUCCCUACACGUUUUUACCACUCUUGUUAAACUUUAUUUGUCAUUAGAUUAGAUGCAUAAUCUUCAUGCUUAUUGCUUUAUUUCAGCAACAGAAGAAAAAGCGUGACAUGGUUAAAACCAUGGCUAUAAAUACGGCCUAGUCCAUAGGAUUCAACCUCAAGAAUUGAGACACCAAACUACUAUAUAUACCUCUUUUGUAGCCUCGAGGAUUCGAAUUCAAAACUCAUAACAUGCCAUUUUCGAGAGUCAGAGCCUUCUUCCAGAGGUUCUGGUUGGACGAAAUGGAAAUGGGAAGCUAUACACAUAGUAGCUUUUUGUCUAGUGAUCUUUUACCGUCUCUUGGCGCUCAAAUAAACCAGGAAACUAAACGCCGAAAAUACGUUAUCUAUCCGUUCAAUCCUAAGUAUAGGGUUUGGGAGUUGUUGCUGGUUGUUCUAGUCAUAUACUCAGCUUGGAUAUGUCCCUUUGAGUUUGCCUUUCUGAUUUAUAAGCAAAAUGGAUUAUUCAUCAUAGACAACAUUGUCAAUGGCUUCUUCGCCAUCGACAUUGUGCUUACAUUCUUCGUUGCAUACCAUGAUAACCAUUCGUAUCUUCUCAUCGAUGAUCCAAAGAAAAUUGCAACCAGUUACUUAUCCACCUGGUUUGCUUUGGAUAUCUGCUCCACAGCACCACUUGAGACCAUUAGCCUCCUCUUCACUAACUAUAACAGUGAGCUCGGUUUCAAACUUCUUAACAUGUUGCGACUAUGGCGCCUGAGACGAGUCAGUUCUCUGUUUGCAAGACUCGAAAAGGACAUUCGCUUCAACUACUUCUGGGUUAGGUGCACAAAGCUCACUGCUGUAACCUUGUUUGCAGUGCACUGUGCAGGAUGCGUUAACUAUCUCAUUGCAGAUAGGUACCCUGAUUCGAAGAGAACUUGGAUAGGUGCUAUGUUUCCGAAUUUUAAACAAGAGAGUCUUUGGGACAGAUAUGUAACUUCAAUAUAUUGGUCCAUUGUUACGCUUACUACGACUGGCUAUGGAGACUUACAUGCAGAGAACACCAUAGAGAUGUUGUUUGAUAUCGCUUAUAUGUUGUUCAACUUGGGUUUAACAUCAUACAUCAUUGGAAACAUGACUAACCUUGUAGUUCACUGGACAAGCCGCACCAGAAAUUUUAGGGAUACCGUCAAAGCAGCUUCGGAGUUUGCUUCAAGAAAUCAUCUGCCACAUCGCGUACACAAUCAAAUGUUGGCACACAUAUGUUUGAGGUUCAAAACAGAAGGACUGAAGCAGCAAGAAGCGUUAAAUGAUCUUCCAAAGGCUAUUCGUUCAAGCAUAGCGCACCAUCUGUAUUUUCCUGCCAUGCAGAAGGUUUACCUCUUCCAAGGAGUCUCUCACGAUUUCAUUUUCCAACUGGUUUCAGAAAUGGAAGCAGAAUAUUUUCCACCAACCGAAGAUGUGAUACUACAAAACGAGUCUCCGACAGACCUUUAUAUACUGGUUACAGGAGCAGUGAAUUUCGUUCACUACAACGAUGGGAACGAUCAAGUGGUUCUUGGCAAGGCAACUGCAGUUGAUACAUUUGGAGAGUUCGGAGUUUUGUAUCAUGUACUGCAGCCUUUCACCGUUCGUACCACGGAACUUUCUCAGAUUUUAAGAGUCAACAAAACAUCUUUAAUGAAUGUUUUACAAGCAAAUCCAGCAGACGCACAGAUUAUAAUGGAUAACCUUCUAACGAGAUUAAAGGGGCGUGAAGGACUCGGCUUUGAAUAUCCACAUACAGAUCAUGGAUUGGUUCUACAUGAACUGCUUCAUGGAUGUAACACAACAGAAUACUCUUCUCAAGAGUGUACAAAUAAUCCAUCUGGCCAUUCGUUAAUGCAUGAAGGAGAACACAUAAAUAUCAGAGACUCGCAGAAUAAUUUGCAUACAGUGACUAAUGAGGUUCAUUUAGUCGCUAAUAACAUGAUACCUGAGGAUGGUAAAAGUGAUCUUCAUGCUGCUGUGCUGCCUCUGCAUAAGGGGAAACUAGAUAUUGUUGAAAUCCUGCUUGAAAGAGAUGCAAAAGCAAAGAUCCCGAAUAACAUAGGGUGGACUCAAAAAGCUCUAGUACAACAGUUAAAAAACAAGAGUGUUUCUGAUCUUACGAUGAAUUGUGAAAGCGGGAAGAAAUCAGAUGAACAUAGAAUAGAGAUUAUUGAACCACAACUUCUUAAACUUGGCAGGAAUGGCUCGACCAGAAACAGUAAACAGGAUGAUGGUAUUAGAACUAUUAACUUCCCAUUAGAGAAAGCAUACACAAACUCCAAAUCGAGAAAUUCAAAUUGUCCGGGUGAAAUAGAAAUUGCAAGGUUCGCCAAGAAGAGGGUAACAAUCCAUUCACCAAGUGGAUGGAGAAGUAGCUCGCAUGAGCAACACGGAAAACUCAUAAUCCUACCAGAUUCAUUAGAAGAGUUGCUCAAAAUUGCUGGUGAAAAAUUUGGCGGCUUCAAAGCCAUAAAAGUAAUUAAUGAAGAGAAUGCAGAGAUAGACGAUAUUGAUGUCAUUCGAGAUGGAGACCAUCUCUUUCUUCUAGGCAGCAAUAGCGACAAUUUGAGUACAUGACGUUAACAUUGUAUAUAGGAAGAUAAGUAGUACCUUUAGGAACAUAAUGACAAUGGUAUAAUCUACUUUUGAAAAUGCCAAGUAUUCCAUCAAGAUAUUGGAAAAUCAUACAAAUCAAUUACAAAAGGUGCUCUUGGUUUA